AUGGAACAUAGAGGAAGCGGCUUUGAAGCCGAUUGCCAGGAUGAGGAAGGAUCUGUCUCCAAUUCCAUUGUCGAUGAAAGCAGCUAUUACAGAUCGACCGUGUUGGCCAUCCCUGAAAAGCAGGAUAUAAUAAGGAUGUGUGGAAUUCCCCUUGUCAUCAAUGUGGUCUUGGAGAACUAUGAAGAGGAGGGCAUUCCGCUGUGCUCUGAGGACAUAGUUCGAUGCGAAUGCUGCAAGUCUUACCUGAAUCCUUUUGUUGAGAUUAUCCCCCCGGGUCUGAAGUGGAGGUGCAAUGUUUGCCUUGCAAUCAAUGAUCUGGCCACUGCAUUCCAGGUUACUAGCAGAACCGCGGCCCAUGACAGUGGUGCGUUUGAUCCUCGAGCAAAUGCAGCAUAUAACAGCUGCUAUUACAGUAGGACAGAGCUAAGAAGCACUGUGUAUGAGCUGGAGGCUCCACCGAACUACUCACUCAAAACUCCAUCGCCUCCAUUUAUAUGCUUUCUUAUAGAGGUGACAUUUGAGAGUAUGAAGUGUAGGGCAGUUGAUGCAGUCAUCAGGAGCAUUCUUGGAGGGCUGGACCCAAAGUCCUUUGACCCAAGGUCGAGGAUGAUGUUCGCGUUCUUCGACUCAAGCAUAUACCUUCUCAAGAAAAACGGGGACUUUUCGAUCAUCUCCGAUGCAACGUACAUCCCCUUCUUUUUGGAGGACGACUUCCUGCUGCCCCUUGACCACCAUCUUGAUGUUGCUAGGGUGGAGAGGUUUUUCAUAGAGAACAAAUCUACAAAAAACAACUACGGAGAUGCGCUAAGGGUUGUUCAAAGCAUCCUGGGGGCUACCGGCGGAUGCAUAAUCUCAUUCCUGGCAACACAUCCAAACAUGGGGUCUGGAUCUGUGGAUCCUAGCCAGCGGGAGCUGAGAUGCAAAUCGGUGUUUUACAAGGAGAUGUCGGCACACUUAUCGAAGCAGGGGAUAUCGGUUACGCAGUUCUUGUUUCCUCGGCUUGGGAUAGAACUUCCAACCCUCAGUGUGCUAAAUAAAUACACUGGGGGGAUGCUGUACUACUACCCAAACUUCGAUGGCAGCGACCCAGCAUUUACUACAAAGCUAGCUAACGAUCUGGCCUCACAUCUUGACCUAAACACCGGACUACAUGGAAUGUGCAGGGUUAGGGCUAGCAGAUGUGUGUUUAUAAAGGAGUAUUUCGGCUCUCUGCACCAUAGGUCUGCAGACUUGCUGUCAUUCUCAACCUUCUUUCCUCCCCAUUCACUUAACUUUGAGAUAGACAUAUCCAAGGAGGAAGGAACCAAGGGCGUCUGCUUCCAAGUGGCUAUCCUUAGGACGCUUCGUACUGGCGAAAGAAGAAUACGGGUUGUGAACUUUUGCAUCGAUAGGGUGUCAAGAUCAUUGUAUAGCGUCGUGGAUCCAUAUGCAAUAGCGCAUGCACUUGCACUGAAGGCCUUUUUCUUUGAGUCAAGGUCCAAGGGAGGGGGCAACGAAUACCUCAACAAGUCGAUGAAAGACAUCAUAAGGGCAUACAAGCAGCUCUCAAAUACAACAACCCUUCUUCCAGCAACGCUCGAGGUGCUUCCAAUGCUUGUUCUAUCGCUCUGUAAAUCCAUUCCCCUUAGGCCUGUAUCCUACACUCCGAUGGACUACAAGUCGUACUACAUAUACCUGAUAACCAACUCAUAUCCGAAGCUGGUUGACACCGUGAUCUAUCCAACCCUGCUUGCAUUGCAUAGGUUGGACACCAUUCAGCCGCUUAACCUCACACUGGACUGCCUCGAAACAAAUGGGCUGUACCUGCUGGACACCGGUGUGACCAUCUUCUUUUUCGUGGCUAGAAACUGUGAUCCAUCUCUUCCGGACCUACUGUUCGAUCCAUCAAUAGGAUCGGAAAGAUUUAUCUUUGAUCCCGAGAGAAACGAGUUCAGUGAUUCCGUUUGCAAGAUAAUCGAGGAGUUGAGAAGCAAUAGGUAUUUAACGCCGAACUAUGUGCUGGUGAGAGACAAUGGUGCAAGUAGUGUAUACAAAGACAUCUUUUUCACCUAUUUUGUAGAGGACGAGUCCCAUGGCCUUCCGUCAUACUCUAGAUACCUUGACCUCCUGAGGGCCUAA
This is a messenger RNA of Encephalitozoon cuniculi GB-M1, 2118 nucleotides long. Its product is annotated as Sec23/Sec24-like protein. The transcript has a single exon. NCBI's taxonomy places the organism in Eukaryota, Fungi, Microsporidia, Unikaryonidae. Gene Ontology annotation, molecular function: SNARE binding; zinc ion binding. The record is from RefSeq and is marked provisional. Gene Ontology annotation, biological process: COPII-coated vesicle cargo loading; endoplasmic reticulum to Golgi vesicle-mediated transport; intracellular protein transport. Bases 1 to 2118 code for a protein of 705 amino acids. Gene Ontology annotation, cellular component: COPII vesicle coat; endoplasmic reticulum exit site.